AUGCAGAACCUCUUGGAAACGCACCAGGAGCUGAAGCAAUCAGCCUCUGUGUACUCUCUACCUCCCGAAAUACUGGGCCGUGUCUUCGAAUUCUUAGUUGACAUUGAACCGCCGCGGUCUUCAGCUCUCCACAGCCGUCAUCGCUCAGCAUCUGCAGGCAGUUUGCGCCCUGCAAAUCCGAUUUCUACGCGUGCCAGACGCAAUACGGUGUUUGCUCCGGUCGCUCCGGACAAAUUGGGUUGGCUUCGAGUCACGCAUGUCAGCCGCUACCUUCGAGCGGCAGCUUUGGCAUAUCCAGCUUUAUGGGAUACAAUACCGUUUUCUUUGGGAGAAAACUGGGCUCGCCUCGCUUUGCAACGUUCGCAGAAUACCGGGCUCGUUGUUCGCCAUGCGAUCUAUCCUGGGACGCGGGGAUCUGACGUCCUUACACAUACCAACUUCCUCGCGGAAGUCCUCGAUCGUGUGCGGGUAGUCGAGCUGAGUGGAGCGCAGGAGACGCUGAGCGCUGUCCUCACCCGACUACGGAAGCCAGCGGCGCAAUUAGAAGUUCUCUCGAUGCAGGCAGACCGCGCCUCAGGCCCAAACGAAGACUGGCCCUUCACGAUACCACGCUCGUUGUUUCAGGUCGACGCGCCGGGCAUUCGCGAACUCCGGCUUGACGGCGUCUUCAUCUCCGCCUUGCCACCUCAUAUACCAUCGCUCACCCAUCUGUCCAUCUGCUUGCGUCAGUCCAGGCGCGAAUAUCCCCGCACUCGCGAUGUCUAUGGCACGCUGCGCAUCGCGCCCAAUCUUCGCACCCUCGUGUUGAAGCAUUGCCUGCCUCAGGGCGAAGUCCGCGACCUUGGCCCAGUUUCCUUACCCGCGUUACGGAGCUUGGAGCUCGUGGAUGCGGACUCUGCAAUCACUCGCUUUAUGGACGUCGCAGUAUUCCCCUCGACCACCACCCUGGACGUUCAGUGCUCCAUGAUCAGCAAGCCUGAAGAGGACGAGUCGGACCGCGCGCAGUCGCUCAUCGUGUCUUGCGUCUCACGCUGGUCAUGUCCGUACUCGAUGGUUUUUGCUAGCGAAGGGCGCGGACUCGAAGUUUCGUUGUCAGACGGUGCAACAGCAAAACCGGGCGUUUACCUUUUCAUUUUACCCUCCGGUCAACCAGCUUGGGAUUACCAACGGCUCGUGCAGGCUGUUGGAGACGCCAUUCCAACCCCAUCGCUGCAAAACUUGGAAUUGCGCUUUCCCGUCGCGCCAUCUAGCGCGAGUUCUGCCUUCAAGGAGCUGCCCGAGAUGAUAUUAAGCACGUUCGAUCGUUUUGACGACGUACGGAGCCUCAAUGUCACCGGUUCUCUGGGCUGGUCAGCGUGCACCGCCCUUAUCGCCGGCCCAUCUACGGCCUUCUUCCCUCGAUUGCAGGAGCUUACACUUGCGGAAGUGGACUUCUUCGAGCCUGUCUACCUGGAUACUACACUGGAGACGCUUGCGCGAUCCCGCAAAGGUGAACUUAAGAAGCUACGAUUAGUGGGAUGCGAGAAUCUGGGGCGGGAGCGGCUUAUCACAGAGUUACAGACUUUAUUGAGCGUCGAAGUGCUUGAAGCCGAACUGCCUUUGGUAGUUGUAGACUCUUGA
Molecule: messenger RNA, 1620 nt
Organism: Peniophora sp. CBMAI 1063
Lineage: Eukaryota; Fungi; Basidiomycota; Agaricomycetes; Russulales; Peniophoraceae
Source: the annotation of a GenBank genome assembly